AUGCCGGCAGCGGACCCGCUAGCCGUUUUGCCGGCCAGCAUCGACGCAGACGGCGAGUCGGACGCUCCGCUGUCGGCGGCGUCGCGGCAGCUGCUGCUCGACACGCUCUCGCGCCUCCAAGCGGACGACUCCGCGCAGCCUUCCGCUGCCGCCGCCGAGGGGGAUGACGUGGAGGACGAUGAUUGGGCGGAGGAGGAUGGCGAGGUGGAAGAAGAGGUGCUGGACGCGCUCGAUUGGCUGGACCUGAGAGAAGAUCUCGCUUCGCGAGGCAACACUGGCGGCGGUGCGUUCGGCGGCGGUUUCUCUGCGGCGCGGCGGCCGAACGCCUUCGGGGGGCAGCUGAACCAGGCGCACGCAAACGCCCGCGCGGCGGCGUUUGGGGGCGCGGGGAAGGGCAGCGGAGGGGGAGCGGGAGUGGGGGGCGCAGCGGGGGCGAUGCAGCCGCGGGUGAACAAGCAGCAGCGGCUGACUGCGCGAGUCAACGCCGCGCCCAUGCGGGAUUGGGGCGACAGCUGUCAGCCGAACAUGGCGAAUGUGGUGAUGACAGCUGUGCGCGACACGAACAAGCGGCAGGAGCAGGGCCAGUCGCGGUUGAAGGAGAAGGCAGACCGCGCCACAGUGGAGCAGGUGCUGGAUCCGCGCACGCGCAUGGUGCUGUUCAAGAUGCUCAACCGCGGCGUGUUCUCCCAGAUCAACGGCUGCCUCUCCACCGGCAAGGAGGCGAACGUGUACCAUGCCACGGUGGACCGCCCCUCUGCGCUGCACAUGCCUGCUGCUCUGGGGAUUGGGGGGGGUAGGGAGGGGGCGGGCGUGCAGGAGGGGGGGGAGGUGCAGGCGGUGAAGGAACUGGCAGUGAAGGUGUACAAGACGUCCAUCCUGGUGUUCAAGGACCGCGAGCGGUACGUGGCGGGCGACUACCGGUUCCGGCACGGGUACAGCAAGCACAACCCGCGCAAGAUGGUCAAGGUGUGGGCGGAGAAGGAGUUCCGCAACCUCAACCGGUUGCGGGCGGCAGGAGUGACGUGUCCAGUGCCCCUCAUGCUGCGCAUGCAUGUGCUCGUCAUGUCCUUCAUUGGCACGGAGGGGUGGGGAGCGCCGAGGCUGAAGGACGUGCAGCUGUCGGAGGGGCGGUGGAGGGAGUGCUACGGGCAGGUGGUGGAGGCCAUGUGGCGCAUGUACCGCCUCUGCCGCCUCGUGCAUGGCGACCUCAGUGAAUACAACCUGCUCUACCUCCAGGGCCAGGUGUGGGUGAUAGACGUGUCGCAGUCGGUGGAUCUGGACCAUCCCAGGGCGCUCGACUUCCUCCGAGAGGACUGUGUGCACGUCACUGAUUUCUUUCGGCGAAAGGGCAUGGCGGUGCUGACGGUGCGAGAGCUGUUUGACUUUGUCACGGACCCCGUCAUGCCCGAGAACCUUGUGGAUGAGUGCCUGCACAAGUUGCAAGAGAGGGCAGCCAGCAGGCCGUUGGAGCCAACAGCACAGGAGGCCAUCGCUGAAGCCGUCUUCCUGCAGGUUAGACUUGCCUUUCAAAUCUCAUUCCGCCUGCUCGUCCUUCUCCUGCCUCUGCAUGCAUCACUCAUCCAGUCACCUCCUCAAGUCCCUCCGCACACACUCUUUGCUCUCCACCUCUUCCCCCUUUCCCUCGUACAGUCGUUCAUACCGCAGUCACUGGAUCAGGUGAAGGACGCGGAGAAGGACAUCCGCCGCAUCGCCUCCGCCACCAAAGCAGCAGCGCAGCACCUCGCAGCCGCACAGCCCGGGGGGGGUGCGCCCAGCAGCACGCAGCAGGGGGCGGCACAGGGUGAAGGAGGAGAGCAGGGCGCAGCAGUGGGUGCAGCGGCAGACGCAGCACCUGGCAGCAGCGGCAGUGCAGCAGCAGCGCCAUCAUCGGUGGCGCCCCCUCUGGAGGGCAUCUUCUACCGCUCGCUGCUGGGGCUCAAGGAGGACCUUUCCGGCGUGCGCACCCUGCCCGACAUCCUGCACGCCGCUGAUGGGCGCGGUGUGGAGGAGGCGGGGCAAAGCGGUGGGAAGGAGUGUGAGGAGAGUCCGGGAGUAGUGAGGCCGGGAGGGGAGGGGGUGGAGGGGGAGGAGAGGAAUGAGAGUGAAAGGGGCGGUGAAGGGAUGGUGCCACGCGACCUGCGUGGGGGAGCAGAGGGGAUGGAGGGCGGGGAGGAGCAGCGGAGUGAGGAGGGCAGUGAGGAUGGGAGUGAGGAGGGAAGUGACUUCUCAGAGGAUGAGGGAGGGGAGGAGGAGGGUGGAAGGCGAGGCAGAGGGGAAGCAGUGAGCAAGGAGGAGGUGAGGGCGGCACGCAAGGAGAACAAGAAGAAGGUGAAGGAGGAGAAGCGAGUAGCUCGACUCACCAAGGUGCCCAAAGCUGCCAAGAAGAAAAAGCAGAAGGCAGCUCAGAGCAAGAAGCGAUGA
Messenger RNA from Closterium sp. Naga37s-1, 2421 nucleotides. Lineage: Eukaryota; Viridiplantae; Streptophyta; Zygnematophyceae; Desmidiales; Closteriaceae. The record is from the annotation of a GenBank genome assembly.